Sander lucioperca (pikeperch) is the source of this 1218-nucleotide messenger RNA. RefSeq names its product major histocompatibility complex class I-related gene protein-like. Gene Ontology annotation, biological process: immune response. The coding region runs from base 34 to 1218 and encodes 394 amino acids. The record is from RefSeq and is a predicted model, not a curated record. Lineage: Eukaryota; Metazoa; Chordata; Actinopteri; Perciformes; Percidae. The transcript has 7 exons. Gene Ontology annotation, cellular component: external side of plasma membrane.
CUCGGCCCUCAGACACGUCUUUAUCAAAACAAGAUGAAAAAGUUCCUGUUGUUGCUUCUCUUCUGUCACGUCUCAUCUCCAGUAAAACACUCACUGAAGUUUUUCAUCACUGCAUCUUCUGGAGUCCCAAACUUCCCAGAGAUUGUGGCUGCUGCAGUGGUGGAUGAACUCCUGAUUGGUUACUGCGACAGCAACAAAAAGAUAGUAGAACCCAAACAGGACUGGGGGAAAACAUUUUUCGAAAACAAUCCUCAGCAGUUGGAGUUUUACACUCAAAGAUGUUCUGAGAUUGAGCCAAACUUCUAUAAAGCCCAAAUGGAUCACUUCAAGCAACGCUUCAACCAAAGUGGAGGUGUCCACAUUUUCCAGAGUAUGGCUGGCUGUGAGUGGGACGAUGAGACUGGAGAGGUCAAUGGUUUUAAUCAGUAUGGUUAUGAUGGAGAAGACUUUCUAGCAUUCGACCUGAAGACAUCGACAUGGAUCGCUCCGAAAUCACAAGCUGUCAUCAUCCGACAAAGAUGGAAUGCUGACGAAUCUAGAAUAAAACGCAUUCAGAUUCACCUCACUGAGAUUUAUCCUAAAUGGCUGAAGAUGUAUUUGGACUGGGGCAAGAGCUCUCUGCUGAGAAAAGAUCUUCCCUCAGUGUCUCUCCUCCAGAAGUCUCCCUCCUCUCCAGUCAGCUGCCACGCUACAGGUUUCUACCCUGACAGAGUCUUGAUGUUCUGGAGGAAAGAUGGAGAGGAGCUUCAUGAGGACGUGGACCUCGGAGAGAUCCUCCCCAACCACGAUGGAUCCUUCCAGAUGAGUGCUGACCUGGACCUUUCAUCAGUCCCAGCUGAAGACUGGAGGAGGUACGAAUGUGUGUUUCAUCUCUCUGGUGUGGAGGACGACAUCGUCACCAAACUGGACAAAGCAAAGAUCAGGACCAACAGAGAGAAACCUUCUGACAGGACCAUUCACAUCACUGCUGGAGUGGCUGUUCUUGCUGUCAUCCUCGUCGCUGCCACUGGAUUCAUUUUUUUUACAAAAAGAAGAAAGCCAAACUCCCUCCACAAUAGGCUGGAAAUACUGAACACCUUUUGGUGGAUCUGCAGAGUUAAUCUGAACGACCAGCCUCUGGACAGGCUGCAUCAUCCUCUGUUUAUUAAAGGCAGCUCAGUAACAGUGGGUUUUUCCUUACAGCUCCUGACAACAGCUCUGAGCUCUCUGAGAAACUGA